UGUCCGUGGCAGCUGUUAUGAAUGAGAAGAGAUGAAGUGGAUGAAUCAAGUGGACAGUGGCGCAGUGGAGCCGUAUAAGAAGUGUGACUACCAGUUGAGUCGGUCAGUCAGUCAGUUGAAGUUUGUGCGUGGCGUCGCGUCGAGUCAUGCGUUGGUUGUGCGUGUUGUGCGCGUUAGCUUGUCUGGCGUCGGACUCAGAGGGGGGCAGGAGGCGUCGCUUCAUCAGCCACAAGCAGAACUUGAAUCAGUCGGCUGAAUUUCGCUGUCACCGUCCCGACAGGAGAGCUAUUUCUGUGCGAGACAUACAUCAGAUACCCAAACUCAAUCGGAUCGUCAUCCCUCCCUAUGUUGUGCUUAUGAGAUGCGAUUCGCAGUCGGGCUGCUGCCCGGGGCCGGCGUGUUGUGCGCCGAAGCACAAGCGCUGGCUGACGGUGGAGUUUGAGUACGAGCAACGCAAGCCAGGCCAGCGCCAGCGCGGCGAGCACGGUUGGCAAAAUGUCACCCUUGAGGAGCACACUGAGUGCAACUGCAUCCCUUGCCAAUACCUCAGGCCUCCCAUCACCUGAUCAAAGCUGAGCAGAACUACCGCCAAAAAUUACGUCAUCAAUUCUCAAACUGAACUUGGGACUAUUAUAUUAUCUUCCACGAGCUUUGAAAAAUAAAAUUGAACAGAACUUGAUACCGUACUCCAGGUUGUGAUACAAUAAAAUUUUCUUGUUCAGCUCAAGUUCUAAAAAUAGGCUACUAUUGACUCUUCUGGAUGAAAAGUACUCGAUCUGAUCAUUUUUUAGUAUCUGAAGUUCAUUAAUUUUCAGUAAAUAAUUUCAAUUCAUUUAUAAAAAUACGGAAUACUGUUAUUUCUGUUAUUGGUUUGUAUUGUAAAUAAAUUUCAAAGUUUCCAUUGUU
Molecule: messenger RNA, 906 nt
Organism: Nilaparvata lugens (brown planthopper)
Lineage: Eukaryota; Metazoa; Arthropoda; Insecta; Hemiptera; Delphacidae
Exons: 3
Coding region: 147-566 (139 amino acids)
Biological process (GO): hemocyte migration
Source: RefSeq, a predicted model, not a curated record